GGAACAGCAGCUGGUACAUCAGCAAAGCAGCCUGCACAACAUCAGUACCUGUGUGGGGCCUGGCUCUCUGCCGCACCUGCCCUGGAUCCCCCUACAAGCCUUGUGCCUGCAAUUCCCAAGCAGUUGGAUUUGGUAUUUUCCUUGGAUUUAGGACUGAAGUUCCCGUCUUCCAACUUGCUAGAUGUUGCACUUGAGGUCAUUCUUACAUGUGCCUCUGUCUCUCAAGCAGCUGAGGGCGCCCGAAGAGCCCUGGCUCAAUUUGGAGAAAAUCCUGACGUUUACAGGGAGCUCGCCGUGGAUGGCAGCCUCUUUACUGUGAAAUGGGCUGCCCUGGACCAAGGCUGCCUCCAGACAGUGCUGAACGAAUUCCUGAACGAUCUGGCCCUGCUCUUACGUACCAUGCGGCGCUUUGGGCCCCCAUUUCUUACCGAGUGUUCUGGAGGAAAAGGGGGUUGAAGCCCAUGCUGCCAUGCCAGACAGUCCAAACUUCCCCAAGGCCUAUGUUUCGGUAUUUACUGCCAUGUCUUUCAUAGAACCUAGUUUUCUCUGCCCUUGUAUUCAUUGGGUGUUUGAGCCCACUUGUUUUG
This is a messenger RNA of Octodon degus (degu), 587 nucleotides long. RefSeq names its product EKC/KEOPS complex subunit Lage3-like. The transcript has 3 exons. The record is from RefSeq and is a predicted model, not a curated record. The annotation marks the transcript as partial. NCBI's taxonomy places the organism in Eukaryota, Metazoa, Chordata, Mammalia, Rodentia, Octodontidae.